Molecule: messenger RNA, 737 nt
Organism: Dreissena polymorpha
Lineage: Eukaryota; Metazoa; Mollusca; Bivalvia; Myida; Dreissenidae
Exons: 3
Coding region: 153-737 (194 amino acids)
Molecular function (GO): protein binding
Source: RefSeq, a predicted model, not a curated record
UUUCAAAUAAUUGAAACAUAAAACAUGGUUUAUAAAGUGAACUAAACUGGAAACUAACUCAACUGAAGAUUCGGAGGUUGAAGUUCUAUUCUUGCCUUGUUAAAAAAUGCAUGCAUAGUUAACGUAUCUUGUUAUAGAUAUUUAGAAUAACCAUGGCAGUAUUAUGGGAUAAUUAUUUUGGCUGUAUUGCCGCUAUGACAACUUUCAUUGCGGUGAACGUUUAUUCAGAUGGGCUGUCACCACCCCACUUCUCAUGCAGCUCCCGACCGGAUGGCCUGUGUCCUAGCUGCGACGGCCGGCCGGACUGCUUCGAUCUCUCAGACGAGAUCUCAUGUGACAACUGGCCCCGAACUGUGUUAGUUGGCAGGGCAUCGGACAAGUGCGAUGCGGUCCGUUUGGAGUGUUCAAGAGAAUUCCUCGUGCCGCCACCUAUCCCGCCCUUUCCGAUUUGCGACAAAAAAGACACAUCUACCCCCCAAAGAACUACUUCUGACCACAUUGCCACCAAAAGUACACCGAUUGCCACAUAUGGAACAACAAACUACGAUAGUCACUCGUGGAUAACGAGUCGACAGACGUUUCCACCCACUUUUACGAGGCGACCGACGUUUCCACCCACUUUUACGAGUCGACCGACGUUUCCACCCACCAGGUGGAUUUCACAAACUAGUAUAUUUGCAACACCGCAACAAUGGAACGAAUUAUUUUUAUGGUGGAUGCUUGAUUUAAUAAAAUAA